CUUCCCCUGGCACCGCCCACUCUGCAGGGGCUGGAGUCCUGGGAAGCCCUAAGGCGCUUUCGGGGCCAGUGAGACCUGCCCAGCCCAGCGCCCUGGCUGCGUGAGCGAGUCAGUCUGGCUCCUCCGUGCCGGCAAUAUUGGGGGCACCUGAUGGGGACUGCUCAAGGCACUGGCUGUAACUGACCCAAGAGACGGAUCGGUCCGGGCUCCACGCUCCCUGCUGGAGAAAAGCCCCUUGCACACCCCUAGGGUGCUUUUUAUUCUUAUUUUCGAGAAAACAGCCUUCCUGUGGCUCAAGGAUGCGGCUUGCAGUCUGGGCUCCCUUUUUCACUGUGGUUGUUACCUGUAGCACGGGGGCGCUUAUCCCAGAAGCCGAAGUGAAGAUUGAGGUGCUCCAGAAGCCAUUCAUCUGCCACAGGAAAACUAAAUGGGGGGAUAUGAUGUUGGUGCAUUAUGAAGGCUACUUGGGAAAGGAUGGUUCAAUGUUUCACUCCACCCACAAGCACAACAAUGGUCAACCUAUGUGGUUUACGCUUGGCAUAAGAGAAGUCCUUAAAGGCUGGGACAAAGGUUUGAGGGAUAUGUGUGUAGGAGAAAAGCGGCAACUAACUAUUCCUCCAUCCCUUGCUUACGGAAAAGAAGGGAAAGGAAAAAUUCCCCCUGAAAGCACGUUGAUAUUCAACAUUGAUCUUCUAGAAAUUAGAAGUGGACCAAGAUCUCAUGAAUCAUUCCAACAAAUGGAUCUUAAUGAUGACUGGAAGCUAUCCAAGGAUGAGGUGAAAGAAUAUUUGAAGAAGGAAUUUGAAAAGCAUGGAGCACCAAUAAAUGACAGCUAUCAUGAUGUUUUGACUGAAGACAUAUUUGAUAAAGAAGACGAAGACCGUGAUGGAUUUAUAUCUGCGAGGGAGUUCACAUACAAGCAUGAUGAGCUGUAGAGAAACGUGGCAGAAUUUUCCAUGACACAGGGGUUAAGCGACUUAAAAGUGUCACAUGUUAUAACAAUUUUAUUCAGUAUUCAGCACUGACAGUGUCUCAUGGAACAGAAAAAAACAUUUUUUUUAUAUUCAAAACACUGUCUGUCUGAUGACCCAAAAUGUUGUAACUAUGUUUAUGUAUUGAAAUUAAACCUUUUUGUACCUCAGUUGAAAAGGUACAUGCAAUAAUGGUGGUUUUUCAUGUACAAAUUCUUAUUUUGUAUUAACUUAUUUUGCAAUUGUGAAACAAAAACUUGCCAUAUAAAAAACUUUAUAAAAUCAAAAUGCAGUCCUUUAUCUGGCUUGCAUUUUUUUCUUCUAUGUUACAUAUAUAAAUUCAGGUGACACUCUCUGUUUUAAUAAUAUGAUGCUAGUUUAAUUUUAAAUCAGUGACUUCAGUUACAUGGCACUAUUUUCCUAUGGAAAUCUGUGUUUGAAAAGCACAAAAAAAGACGUGCCAACUAAUUUUUCUGAAGCAAGCAGUCAAAAAGGAAGUACACUACAAAAGCAUAACAUGUUAUGAACCUUCUCAGCUGUAGCAAUAUAAUAUGCAGUAAUCUACAGAAGAUGGAAUAAGAAAAUCACAAUCUUCCACUGGUUUAUUUUUAUAUAUACAAUAAGUUUCCUCGGUGUCCCAAAAAUCAGUACUGUAUUUGGUAUUUAUUUCAAUGAUAUGAACUAGAACCAAGGUAGGAGUUGUUGCCUGUUAUUUUUGGUAUGAAACUGUCGGUUAUUAAAGUUCCAUUUGGGGUAGAGAGGGAAGGGGCAUGUGUACAAAUAUUUCAAAAAUAGCAACUUACAGCACAGCACCUUCACUUUUAAAUGGAAAACGUACUAAUACUAGUAAACAUAUUAUGCAUUGGAAUUAAGGAACUUGCAUCCAUGCAGAGAGACCAUUCAUUUCCUUUGACUACUAAAUAUGCUUUCGGCUGAAUGCUCAAGUUUCUGUUGCUUCACUUUGAGGGGGAAAGGUAUCCUGAGAGGAAGUGAAGUGGUCACAAGGACACCCGUAUUGAUCCAGUUCCUGUCCUUGUCUUAAAUUGUAUGGGGUAUAUGUUUGUCUUUUUUUUACAUUGCCCAUGGGGCAAAAGCAGUAUUUUUUAGAGGUGUGUACUGUACAAUGCAGUAUGGUUCUUGCAGUAUUUUCUGAGUGUUCCUUAAUUGAAGAUUAAGUGGACUGAAAUUUUAAACAAUAAACUGACUUUGAAUAUA
Messenger RNA from Pelodiscus sinensis (Chinese soft-shelled turtle), 2186 nucleotides. It is a transcript of the gene FKBP14, whose product is annotated as FKBP prolyl isomerase 14. Lineage: Eukaryota; Metazoa; Chordata; Testudines; Trionychidae. The record is from RefSeq and is a predicted model, not a curated record. Gene Ontology annotation, molecular function: calcium ion binding; peptidyl-prolyl cis-trans isomerase activity.